AUGGUUGGAAAGGCCAUCUACAACGUUUUCUUUCACCCCCUGCGUGCCUUUCCUGGUCCCAUCUCUCAUGCCAUCUCUCCCCUACCAUACUGCUAUCGGUUGCUGCGGGGUAGCCUUCCUUUGGAUAUGCUAGCUUUGCAUGAGAAGUAUGGGGAUGUGGUUCGUAUUGCACCGGGGGAGUUGGCCUUUGCCCACGUAGACGCCUGGAAGGACAUUCAUGGCCACCCGGCCAAUGGCGGCGAGGAGUGCGGGAAAUUGAUGAGCUUUUACAAAUAUGCCGAUGGCACACCCACCAGCAUUGCAAAUGCGGAUCGCGAGGAGCAUGGUCUUCUUCGACGGCAACUGUCUCAUGGUUUCUCCGAGCGGGCCAUGCGGGCGCAAGAGCCCCUCAUUACUCAGUAUGUCGACCUGCUCAUUCGACGACUGCAUGAGAAGUGUGCCGCCGGCACCGAGCCCUUGGACAUGGUAUCCUGGUACAACUUCACCACGUUCGAUAUCAUUGGUGAUUUGGCCUUCGGGAAACCGUUCGGCUCCUUGGAGAACUCGGUGUAUCAUCCGUUUAUCCCCCUUCUUCUCGAGUCGGCCAAGGCUGGGACGCUGAUGCUGAGCCUGAGUUUCUUUCCAUUUCUGAAGAAAAUAUUCUUGGCUCUGGUACCAAAGUCAGUAGUCAAAGCAUUUCAGGAACAUCGAGAUGUCUCGGUCGCCAAAUUACGUGAGCGCAUGCAGGCAGGGAAUGAGCGCGAUGAUUUAAUCGAGGGACUCUUGAGGAAGAAAGACGAGCUGGAUCUCGACAUGGACCGUCUUCAAGCGAACGGUACCAUUCUUCUCAUCGGGGGCUCCGAGACCACGGCAACUCUGCUCUCUGGCAUCACCUAUCUGCUUCUGCAGAACCCCAAGGUAUUGACGCGCCUGACGGACGAAGUUCGCACGACGUUUCAAAACGAACAGGAGAUCAACAUCGAUUCUGUCAACGGCUUAACCUACAUGCUGGCCUGCCUCAACGAGGCCCUGCGCUCUUAUCCGCCCAUCCCCAUUGGAUUGCCUCGAGUGGUGCCCAAGAGUGGACGGUACAUUCUCGGGCAGUAUGUUACCCCCGAUACGAUUGUCGCCAUCCAUCAUUGGGCCACGUACCACACCCAGAAAUACUUUACUGAUCCGUUCGGCUUCCACCCCGAACGAUUCCUUGGAGAUGAGCGAUUCGCCAAUGACAAUUUUGACAUCCUGCAGCCGUUUAAUGUGGGACCUCGAAAUUGUCUGGGGCGCAAUCUGGCAUAUGCGGAGAUGCGGUUGAUUCUGGCACGUUUAAUCUAUAAUUUCGACAUGAAACUCUCAACCGACAGUGUCGGAUGGAUGGAACGACAAAAGAUCUUCUUCUUGUGGAACAAGCCACCGCUACAUGUGUAUCUAACACCAGUGCAACGAUCAUGA
Molecule: messenger RNA, 1428 nt
Organism: Aspergillus tanneri
Lineage: Eukaryota; Fungi; Ascomycota; Eurotiomycetes; Eurotiales; Aspergillaceae
Product: cytochrome P450
Exons: 4
Coding region: 1-1428 (475 amino acids)
Molecular function (GO): oxidoreductase activity, acting on paired donors, with incorporation or reduction of molecular oxygen; iron ion binding; monooxygenase activity
Source: RefSeq, a predicted model, not a curated record